This is a messenger RNA of Trachymyrmex cornetzi, 486 nucleotides long. RefSeq lists its product as uncharacterized. Bases 1 to 486 code for a protein of 161 amino acids. The transcript is spliced from 2 exons. The record is from RefSeq and is a predicted model, not a curated record. NCBI's taxonomy places the organism in Eukaryota, Metazoa, Arthropoda, Insecta, Hymenoptera, Formicidae.
AUGGCUUUCGAGGCAGCGGUCAUGCUGGCAGGAAUCGUCCCUGUAGAGUUAAUGGCGAAAAAAUACAAGAACUUAUACCUUCGGAAAAAGGAGCUGAGAGAGCGCGGAGUGGAGAUCACAGGCAAAAUCAGUACAAUCCUCAGGCUACAAGCAAGCGAGAACGCAAUGGCAACUUGGAAGAUGCGAGCGAUGAGAGCAGGAGGCUUCGCGAGGUGUGCUCAUUGCUCGGAUGGAUGGGAUAGUGCAAGACACACGUUGAUGUUCUGCCCGGCGUGGGAAGCAGAAAGAGAGGUGCUCCGCGGGGUUAUAGGCCAAGAUUUAGAGCCGCCGAUAAUAGUGCGUAAGAUAUUGGAGAAUGGCGAUAACUGGACAGCGUUUUCGAGAUUUAGCGUAAGCCUAAUGACUGCGAAAGAAGAGGCGGAGAGGGCCCGGCAGGCGGCGGAACGGGCCCCACCUCUCCCUCUUAAGGAUAUGGAUGCGAAUUAG